Molecule: messenger RNA, 1311 nt
Organism: Aedes albopictus (Asian tiger mosquito)
Lineage: Eukaryota; Metazoa; Arthropoda; Insecta; Diptera; Culicidae
Exons: 2
Coding region: 1-1311 (436 amino acids)
Source: RefSeq, a predicted model, not a curated record
AUGCGGAAUUUGCCUAUCUCGAACCCCAAGGUGUACCGAAUGCAAAGCAAAGCAAAGAUAACCGUACACAUCGUAGUUGCUACUAGGCCAAAGGCCAAAGAAGGAAAAAGACCAAAGGCUAAAGGCCAAAGAAGGCCAAAGGCCAAAGAAGGCCAAAGGCCAAAGAAGGCCAAAGGCCAAAGAAGGCCAAAGGCCAAAGAAGGCCAAAGACCAAAGGCCAAAGAAGGCCAAAGGCCAAAGAAGGCCAAAGGCCAAAGAAGGCCAAAGGCCAAAGAAGGCCAAAGGCCAAAGAAGGCCAAAGACCAAAGGCCAAAGAAGGCCAAAGGCCAAAGAAGGCCAAAGGCCGAAGAAGGCCAAAGGCCAAAGACCAAAGGCCAAAGAAGGCCAAAGGCCAAAGAAGGCCAAAGGCCAAAGAAGGCCAAAGAAGGCCAAAGGAAAAAGAAGGCCAAAGAAGGCCAAAGGCCGAAGAAGGCCAAAGGCCAAAGAAGGCCAAAGGCCAAAGAAGGCCAAAGACCAAAGGCCAAAGGCCAAAGAAGGCCAAAGGCCAAAGAAGGCCAAAGGCCAAAGAAGGCCAAAGGCCAAAGAAGGCCAAAGGCCAAAGAAGGCCAAAGGCCAAAGAAGGCCAAAGGCCAAAGAAGGCCAAAGGCCAAAGAAGGCCAAAGACCAAAGAAGGCCAAAGGCCAAAGGCCAAAGAAGGCCAAAGGCCAAAGAAGGCCAAAGGCCAAAGAAGGCCAAAGGCCAAAGAAGGCCAAAGGCCAGAGGCCAAAGAAGGACAAAGGCCAAAGAAGGCCAAAGACCAAAGGCCAGAGACGGCCAAAGACGGCCAAAGGCCAAAAAAGGCCAAAGGCCAAAGAAGGCCAAAGGCCAAAGAAGGCCAAAGGCCAAAGAAGGCCAAAGGCCAAAGGCCAAAGAAGGCCAAAGGCCAAAGAAGGCCAAAGGCCAAAGGCCAAAGAAGGCCAAAGGCCAAAGAAGGCCAAAGGCCAAAGAAAGCCAAAGGCCAAAGAAGGCCAAAGGCCAAAGAAGGCCAAAAGCCAAAGAAGGCCAAAGGCCAAGGGCCAAAGAAGGCCAAAGGUCAAGAAAGGCCAAAGAAGACCAAAGGCCAAAGGCCAAAGGUCAAAGUCAAAGGCUAAAGCCAAAGAUCAAAGCCAAAGACCAAAGUCAAAGGCCAAAGCCAAAGGCCAAAUCCAAAGGCCAAAGCCAAACGUCAAAGCCAAAGGCCAAAACAAAACCCAAUCCAAAUCCAGUGGAAAUUUCCCACUUAGAGUGAAGAUCUCCUCUUCUGCGAUGUUCGUUGACAUACGUACAUUGUAG